This is a messenger RNA of Phytophthora nicotianae INRA-310, 972 nucleotides long. RefSeq lists its product as hypothetical. The coding region runs from base 40 to 807 and encodes 255 amino acids. NCBI's taxonomy places the organism in Eukaryota, Oomycota, Peronosporomycetes, Peronosporales, Peronosporaceae. The record is from RefSeq and is a predicted model, not a curated record. The transcript has a single exon.
CGCACGCCCUGAAGUGGCAUUUAGACUUUAGCGUCGAACAUGAAUCUAUGCGUUUUCAUCUUCGCUAUAACUAUUCUCUUUUCAACGCCUUCCGCUCAAGGUAUAAGUAGUGUUGGCCACGACAGGGUGAAACCUUUCCCCCAGCCAGAACCUAUCACCACUUCCCAGAAAGCUGCCGUCAAGUUCAAACCUCAGCUCUCUAUCGCAUUUGGAUGCCAUCCGUACCCAGCCGUCCAAGCGGAUGGUGCUGUUAGCGGUGGGCUCAAGUAUUCCGGCAAACCUGACGGGGAUUGCAAGGGUUCUGCGUUAGGGUCUCAAGUAUAUUCCCGCUCUACGUGGUAUAGGGAUGUUUGGGCGAUCACGUACGCAUGGUAUCUGCCAAAAGGAUACGAGCGCUUCAGUGGGUUGUCCAUGGUUGAGGGUCAUCGCCACUUCUGGGGUUACGUUACUGUUUGGAUCAACAAUCCUGCAGUCGAGAAUGCAUAUAUCCUGGGAGUAUCGAUGUCGGGGCAGUUAGGUCACGACACCCAAGCUCCAGUGGAUAAAAAAUGUGUUGACGGUUCAACAUUGAAACUUGAGUUCGAUGGGCACGUUAUGGAUGGAGCUAAAGGUAAGCAAGGAUUACGGUGUGUGGAAGCUGUCGGUAAAUUUCAAGACCUCAUCACGUGGGACCAGCUCACCGAGGCGGCGCGGGAUUCGUUGAACACCUACAAUUUUGACUCAAUUGGACGGGACAUGGGCACUGUUCCACUAAAAGAUGGUGUGUUCACUAAUUUACUCAAUUCAACCUGGCCUUUUAGCCCAUAACCCAGUGGAGUAUCACAUCGCGACGGAUCUACUGUACAAGCAGCAAGAAUUUGAAAAUGGAAGUAAGGCUCGCUAUCUUAAAAGCAAUAGAUUCGGGGGCAAUUGUGUAGCAAAUGUUAGUUAGAACUAGCUAUGUGGGCACCCUUAACACCGAAAUCACCUGUG